AUGUCGACGCCACCAGCACAGGUAGUACCGAAGGCAGGAGUAUGGGUAACGGCCGCAGUGAAACAGGAUCAGCAGACAGCCUCAAAUCAACUCGUUAAGAACAACUUGAAGAGCCAGGGCCUUGGCUUCCGCAAAGUUGAUACCCGAGGUGUCUUCUGUCAGGAACACAGCCAAGAGCCGGGGAUAAUACGACCAGAUAGUGUGCCGCCUGCAAACUAUGAGACGUUGUUUCCGUGGGCCCCACCCACGCUCUCCGAGUCCUGGCCCGGCCACGGGCGAGCCUGGCAAAGGGGACCAGGCCCAUCCGCAUCUCACUCCGAGCACGAGCUUGAUGACCCCAUUGUCGCGGCCGCGCGGCACAAUCAGACCAGGCCCUUGCUUCGGCUGCCAGACAGGAUCCUCAUCGGCAUCAUUAAGCGCCUGGACCCCGUUGAUGUCGAGUGUCUCCGUCGCGUCUCGCGGAGAUUCCCCCCGCCGGCUGCCAAGGUCAUGGUCUCCCGAGAACCCGCCUCCAAGAACCUCAUCCUAUCCCGCGGUCCGUUCCCUUGGCCCCUUUUGGCGGAGGCUUUUAGCGCCGCCGAGUUCACUGCCGCCAGGAGGAGACUGCUGCUCCGGCUUGACCAGGACCGAUAUUGCUCCGUGUGCAAAACAGCCCGCCGUGCACCGGACUGGCUGUCGAGGGUCUACAAGCUGCGCACAUAUCAUUGGUGCUCGGGUUGCGAGGGCUUCCACCCAGCCUGUCUCUUCUCGGCCGCACAGCGCCGCCGGCAGUCGCCCGAGCGGAAGUGUGUCGCGCGCGAGGGCUACAUCCGGAUCUGUGGCCACAAGGACGGCAUCGUGCGGUGGUCCGACGUCGUGGACAUUUUUGAGCGGGAGCGAGGCCCAGACCCGCCGGCGUUCAACGGCCGGCGAUGCUUGGACAUCAGCCACCGCACGGCAUGUGGAGAGGCCAGGGUCGGGGAACAUGCAGGCCAGCACAUGGAGGCACCGGACGACUACGACGAGUUUCCCCCCAUCCAUAUCGCGAGGCAUCUGGAUUCCUCCAGAAGACUAGAAGAGUCGCUCGUCACAUCGUGGAGCCCACACGUGCCCCUGGGUCGGCUCGGAGAGUGGCCACCUACCGCGAGCACCCUCCGUCGCCGUCUCGGCGAGCUUUCAGAUAAUGCCGGGCGCUUCAUGACCUUGACGGCGCAGCCGCAGAUGCUGGAGCUGCACGAGCUCCGAUGUUUCGACCCCAACGGUUGCGACUGUGUUUACUUUGAGGGCUCCGAGGACGUCGACUGGCGUCCGUACCGCCCGAUACAACAAGAGAGAAUUGAGAGGGGGAACCUGGAUGGCGCUACUUCCAAGUGCUAUUUUGAUCCUGCGAAACGCCUGCUGGCGUCUCCGCGUCGCCACCGCAGCCUCUCGUCGGAACCAACCCCCGGGCCCAAACCAGACGCCGAGAAGUGCCUGGUGGCUGAGAGAGUCCCGCAUAGGGCCCGGGUCCGGUUUCUCCACCGUGACUCCAUGCAUGGGCCUGGCGACCUGAUCGAACGAUACAUUGUUAACAGGCUUCCUGCCGAUGGUUUCAACGAUAUUCCCGAGAGCUGGUACCAGUCCCUGGACCCGGACUCAUACGGACUCACCACGGACGCCGACGGCUAUGGUGACGGCGCGCGGGCAUGGGUCCUCGAGGACGCCCUGCUGCCUGCCUCUGUGCAGAGACUGGCGCCAAAACAUGGAAAGAGGCAAGGAGAGGCUUCAAGGAAGAAUCCCAGGCGAGACAAAUACGGCAACCAUGAGAAGUACCCCAAACGGCAGAACCAGGAUGGAGAGACCUCCUCGAGCGGUUCUCUGGGUGUAAUGAUCUCGGACAUUUCCAGCCCUCCCGAAAUUCUUGCUGUCACCACCACCAUCACCACGGCCGCUGACGUCGCCGCCGCCCCGCAGAGAUUAUGCCAAUAG
This is a messenger RNA of Diaporthe batatas, 1947 nucleotides long. RefSeq lists its product as uncharacterized. Gene Ontology annotation, molecular function: protein binding. The coding region runs from base 1 to 1947 and encodes 648 amino acids. Lineage: Eukaryota; Fungi; Ascomycota; Sordariomycetes; Diaporthales; Diaporthaceae. The record is from RefSeq and is a predicted model, not a curated record. The transcript is spliced from 4 exons.